Molecule: messenger RNA, 5215 nt
Organism: Ictalurus furcatus (blue catfish)
Lineage: Eukaryota; Metazoa; Chordata; Actinopteri; Siluriformes; Ictaluridae
Gene: bcl6aa
Product: BCL6A transcription repressor a
Exons: 9
Coding region: 715-2838 (707 amino acids)
Biological process (GO): regulation of transcription by RNA polymerase II
Cellular component (GO): nucleus
Molecular function (GO): protein binding; RNA polymerase II cis-regulatory region sequence-specific DNA binding; DNA-binding transcription factor activity, RNA polymerase II-specific
Source: RefSeq, a predicted model, not a curated record
CACAAAUAAACCCCUGCUCAUUGUUCAGCAGCAGCAGCAGCAGUCCGCACUGAAGAUGGACGAAAAGUGGAACGUAUUUCUAAAAAGAAAAAGAAAAGAAAAGAAAAGAAAAGAAAGAAAUAUGAGCAGAGCGACAGGCUAAAACACCUCGGUCCGUGUGAAUAGGAACUCCAUGUACACUCGGUAUACUGUAGGGCUGCUGAGGUUUUAACACGGCAGCGAAUGGACUCAGAAUAGCAAAUUAGUUCUGAGAAUUUUGAGGCUGGGCUUAAGCAGGCGGGCUACGCUACCAUACUAAACAGUGUGUCACCGCAGCGUUUAACAUACUACUUAGUACGGUAGUAUGCGGCUUUGGACGUAGUCUACACAGCUUACGUUGCCAGGUUUUUUUUUUCCUCUUUCGGAUCACAUGACUGUCUGUGUCUGGAAGAGUCCAAGUCAGAGGUAGCAACACACACUCCAAACCACUUUGUCCUACUAAAUUAGCUGGAUUUUUAUUCUUUUUGGAAACAAUAGCAAUACAGAUUAUAAAUCAGUAGAGCUAAAUCACCUCAUAUAGUGAUAUGAGUAAAAACGACGCGUCAAAUUGCAUGAAAUAGAGAAGUAUGGUAAAAUCACGCACACCCCCGCCCUGUAAAAAUGGUACAUCCACAAGCUCAAAUUCCGAGAAUUGAGCUCUUCUGAUUCUUAGAACAGGGGUUCUUAGAAGUGGUGAUGCAAGAAGUUUCUAGGAAAGCACUACCAGAUCUUGACAAAAUGUCUUGUGCAGCAGACAGCUGCAUCCAGUUCACACGCCAUGCCAGCGACGUCCUGCUCAACCUGAACCGGCUGCGCAGCAGAGAUAUCCUCACAGACGUCACCAUUCUGGUCAACAGACAGCAGUUUCGUGCCCACAAGACUGUCCUCAUGGCAUGCAGUGGGCUCUUUUACUCGAUAUUCACGGACUCUCUAAAAUGCACCAUGAACGGCAUCAAUCUGGACCCAAAGGUUGACCCAGAAGGCUUUGCAAUCCUCCUGGAGUUCAUGUACACCUCCCGUCUUACGCUGAAGGAGAGCCUCAUUAUGUCAGUCAUGAACACGGCUAUCUACCUGCAGAUGGACCACGUUGUCGACACCUGCCACAGAUUCAUUAAGUCUAGUGACUCCUCAAUCAAACUGCCCAGAGAGGAUUUCCUGGUUAGCCCUCUGCUUUUACCUCAAGAUGUUCACGCUUACAGGCCACAUGAGGUUGUGGAGAACAUGGCAGGACGAUCCGGCUCUUUCCGUGACGGAAGGUCUUACGGUGCCAUGUUUAACGGAGUGAACACUCCCAGCAGCUCCUAUCAUGUUUAUAGCCAGUUCCCCAUGCAGGCUUUCCCUUUCCCUUUGUGUAAGCUGACCGACACCAAAAACACUUUCCCCGACUUUGCCAAAGGAGGCGUCCUCCAACACAAACACUGUCCACCAGGCGACGACUUCGCACGCAGCUCCAACACCAGCCACUUGAGCUCAUACCACUCUGAUGCCUACUCGUCUCGGGUGCUGGGGAGAAACGACGAAAUGAAAAGGGAGAACCUGCAAGGCUUGGCUCAGUCCGUUAUGAGUUCUAGAAAGCACGGAUUCGCCAGCCUGGCCCAGGAGCAUCAGAGAGACACGGGCAAAGAGCAGUCUCCUUCGGUUGAAGACGAGCUGAGCCAGCAGCACUACGCUGGGGGUAUGGCCUCCAGUGGGCGCAAGGGUCUGAUUGGCAGCCCGCAGAGCCCUUUAAAAUCCGACUGCCAGCCCAAUUCACCCACAGAAUCAAGCAGCAGCAAGAACGCCGCACUCUCGCAUGCCUCUCAGCCUCCGACUCCACAGGGCACGCAGGACCCGAAGGCUCGCAACUGGAAAAAAUAUAAAUUCAUUGUUCUCAAUCAGAGCACCAAGGAGGAAGAGAGCGGCACUCAUGAACCCGAGAUGCGAUCGCCACAGAGGCUGGCUUUUCAUCCCUCAUCUGAAUCUGAGCAGCCAGACAUACAGCCUGCCAGCACAAAGAUCACUGACCAUGGAGAUGACUUCACUGUGCCCCAAGCCAGCCGCCUCAACAAUAUCAUUAACAGAAGUCUGGAGGGUUCACAGAGGAACGGUGACAGCCACUCUUCUCUUUAUAUGAGCCACUUAAAGUGCACAUCAUGUGGCUCACAGUCCCCACAACACUCAGAUGUUUGUCCCAACACUCCCGGAUCACGCCUUAAUGAGGAGAUGGCCGAGCUGCACUCUGAGUAUUCCGACUCUAGCUGUGAAAACGGUACCUACUUUUGUAACGAAUGCGACUCCAGAUUUGCAGAGGAGGAAGUCUUAAAACGCCACAUGCUUCAGGUGCACAGCGACAAGCCAUACAAAUGUGACCGUUGCCAAGCAGCAUUCCGGUACAAGGGAAACCUCGCUAGCCACAAGACGGUACACACAGGAGAGAAGCCGUAUCGAUGCAACAUCUGCGGCGCACAGUUCAAUAGACCAGCUAACCUCAAGACCCACACGCGUAUUCAUUCUGGAGAAAAGCCAUACAAGUGUGAGACCUGCGGGGCUCGAUUCGUUCAGGUGGCUCACCUGCGUGCCCACGUCCUGAUCCACACAGGAGAGAAGCCAUAUCCCUGCGAAAUCUGCGGCACACGAUUCCGGCACCUGCAGACACUUAAGAGUCAUCUGCGCAUACACACAGGAGAAAAACCUUACCAUUGUGAGAAAUGCAACUUGCACUUUCGCCAUAAGAGCCAGCUUCGGCUGCACUUGCGACAGAAGCACGGUGCCAUCACCAACACCAAGAUCCAGUACCGGGUGUCCACAGCAGAUCUGCCAGAUUUGACCAAGGCCUGCUGAACACGCACGCACACACACACACACACACACACACACACACACACACACACAAGGGCCAAACCACAGCAUUUUCUGAGCCCUACUUGGACAAUCAUCUGAAACUGUAGUGCCACACUGUGUUGAUCAGACAAGAAGAAGAAGAAAAAAAAAAUCAAGGCAUUUAAUGCCAUUCUACGGGUUUCCUCUAUAUGUGAGCAUAGAACCACAUAAGGUCUCUUGUCACUUUAUUGUUUAUAUUUGCAUAUAAAUAUACAGUAAUGUUGAGUGUUUUUAAGCUUUCAGUUAUUAAAAAAAAAGCUUUAUUUUGUUGAAGAAAAAAAGGAGGAUGGAAUGUAAAAAAUUCAAAUUAAAUUUUUUUGAGUACAGUAUUUUAUAUCAAAGAAGUUACUUUUCGGAAAGUAUUGGCAUUUUAAUUGAAGGUCGGUAUAUUUUAUGGCAGUGCAAAGACUUGUGGCCCAAAAUUUUUAUGUGUACAGGAUACACCACACUAGAAUGGCCUCCUUUACAAAAUCAAAUCUUGGCUGUGCCUGUAAUUGGGUUUAUUUGUAUAUGAGAAUAAUGGCUGCUCUCAAAGUGUAAAACAUUGCAUGAGGUGGGUUGCUACUGGUCAACAAUCAUCAAAGUAAGGAACUGCAAAGAAGUGUGACAUAAUGCAUAGUUAUAUUCCCAAGAUUGCGCUCUGCUGGCAGAACCAAUCUUUUUAAUUAAAUAUGAAAAUAUGCAUUAAAAACAGAUACUGCUAUGGUACAACAGUUAUUUCACUUCAGUUGUGUUUUUGUAUAGAAAUGUGACUAUUUCUGUUAGAAAGUGAAGGUUUACAUUUUUGUCAUUGUUCUAGAAGCUACAGUAAAGGUUGUAUUACUGCGCUUUUUGCCCUCUUUCUGUAUACACACUGUGUAUUCAAGGUGCCUUUCUCAGUGGUGACUGAAUUGCUUUCUGUUACUCUGCUAAGGUACAACUGAAGGACACCACUUGUCCUGUUUUUUUUUUUGUUUUUUUUUCCCAUUUCAUGUGUGUACAUGUUUUGUUUUUUUAAACAUGCUUUUCUCUGGUUCAAAUGUCAAAGAAAAAAAAAAUCAAAUUCAUUAUUGCUUGAGCUGUGCAUCUUUAGGACUCUUUUUUUGGGAUUGGGCUUUUUCUAAAAUGCAUUAAGCUAACUGUAUAUGUGUAUGAAUGUAAAAUAAAACUAUUGAAUUUCUAUGUAUAACUCUGGAGCAAUACCUCAUUGUUGCAAAACCUAAUGAAUUAAAGGACUACAUUAGUCUGAACUACAUUCAUAGGUUACAGUGGGUGAAACUCCUUACGAUUAUUUGUCAAUUUGGACUCUUCCGUGUAUAAUAAAACUCAGGCGGGAUAUAGAGUGCUCAAAAAUGGAUAAAACAAUUAAGAUAUUUAAAUAAUGCAGAGAUCCCAAAUUUGUUAUGAACCUAUUUGCAUUUACCAGAAGCCAAGGCUUUAAAGUCAAAUGCUGGAGCACAGCAGGGGUUUAUCCAGUUCAUUGUUAUCAUAGUUUAAGAGAUGCCACAAAGCAGCUUUACAUAUAUACCACGCAAGCCAAAGGCAAUAGCGACAGGUAAAGUUCAGUAAGAACAUAAAAUAAAUCUUAUGAGGAAUUGAGAUUCAAAAUUGAAUCCAUCUUCAUCUGGUUAACAUGAAAUAGUGUAAUAACAGUAGGAAAAGUACCAGUGAGAUUAAAAGAUACUCUAGUCAAACAUUGGGUAUGUUGAGAUGAAUCAGAAAACUGUCAGGAGCCAAAAAAAAAAAAAAUGAAUAAUGAGAACAUGCACAAAGUUACAGAGUGCCAAAUGAGUGGUCAAGAAGAGGUUUACAUUUCACACAAGGAUUUUCAGUUAAGCUGAUGUGUAGCCAAUUACACAUCGUAACACAAUAGGAGUUUGAAAGAGAAAUCCAUCCAUCCAUCUUCUACCGCUUCUUCAGGGUCGCGGGGGAACCUGGAGCCUAUCCCAGGGAGCAUCAGGCACAAGGUGGGGUACACCCUGGCCAGGGUGCCAGUCCAUCACAGGGCACAGAAAGAGAAGUCAAGUCUAUUCAGUGUCAUGUUCGUGCAGCCAGGAGCGUCAGGAGGGUGCAGGUACACACAGCCUGCUCAGACGUAGUCUCCUAGAGUAGGACAGAAUGUAGGCCUAUAUGUAAUCGAGAAGCCUCAGGACAAUGAGAGUAAGAGGGCACCCGAGACGUUAAUGCACCUCCAUUUUAAGGUUAAUACCGUUAACACCAGUACCACUUAAUUGUCUUCAUCCAUCAAUCCCAAAGGCUUUUAUCUUAAAGGUGGGAGUAUGGUCAUCAAAGAAUUUAUAAUGCAAGCUUAGUCUUAGAAACUUAGUGACUGUUUUUGAGACUCAAACACUUGUAUUAA